CACUAAUCUAUAUCUGUCUCGUUCUCCAACACUCUGGUGAAAAAUUGUAUCCAAAAAAGUUAUCUUAAUUUACCGCAAAAUCAAAGUUAUAUGGUUAUGCAAAUCGCAAAUUAAAUCGUUUCACAGUUCUGCAUUGUAAAAAGGAUUAUUCCAUAUCUUCUCUACAAAUUCAAAUUGCAAAGGAGUCAUCGAUUGAUUGAGGCAGCAGCGUUGCGCGUUGCUAAACGCAAAGCAAUUUUUUACAGUUUCGCUGGAAAUUAUCUUACCUGGCACGAAAGCAAAUUGCAAUUAUAUUUCCUGGGUUGAUCGCCAUUUGUAACAGUUUUCUUUUUGUUGUUGUAUACCUAUACACAUACAUACAUAUAUAAUAGUUACAGUAACUGAGAAGACCCCUGUCAGAUCUCUCUCAUACCACAGACACAAAAAAUCAUAACGGAAACCGUAGUAGCCACUUUAAGCGCAACGAGAAUUUAUUCAUUGCCUUAUCUUCCAAUUCGUGAGCUGUUUGUGCACACCCCAAGCAGGGGAAACAUAAUAUCUUAUAUGACUUUUGAAAGAACAAGUGAUUGCAACGUAUUUAAAGCCGCCAUUAUUGAAGAGAAGAAACCAAAGAUCAACAAGAACAACAACAAGUGCUUGUCGAUAUCAUCAUCGUCAAGUUCAAUACAACAACAACUUAUUGCCGCUGCUUUGAUAUUGCUGGUGAUUUUGGUGCUGCUUAUCGCUGUCGUUGUGAGAGACGAGUCUGCUGCUGUCGUUUUACCGAAGGAGAAACCGAUCAAUCUGAUCAAUAUCAACCUGACGCCGCCCAAGCAAUUCCCGUUGCGAUUUCUAACAGCGCUCGUCGUUCAGCUGUUGCUCGUGACAACCAAUUUCAAAAGCGAGCUGCAUCAUAUGCUGCGGGGUUUAACGUUACGGAUCAAGCGACAUACUGCGGCCAUCAUCUAUGACCUCAGCGAAACACCAGCAAAAAAAAGCGCACCUCCAAUUCUUCAAAAACGGAGUAAAGGGUUCGAACUGUGCAUGAAUUCAAAGAGGCGAACUAUAAGUCAUCGGACUUCAAGUAACAGACAUAGGAAGUUACAGCCGUUCAGGUACACGUGAGCCAAUAAAAAGGUGCCGUUCCAAUAGAUUUUUACUUAAAAAAAUAUAUAUAUUAAAAACAAAUCAAAAAACAAAAAAAAA
This is a messenger RNA of Drosophila willistoni, 1185 nucleotides long. RefSeq lists its product as uncharacterized. The record is from RefSeq and is a predicted model, not a curated record. The coding region runs from base 544 to 1104 and encodes 186 amino acids. The transcript has 5 exons. Lineage: Eukaryota; Metazoa; Arthropoda; Insecta; Diptera; Drosophilidae.